UGCUGCAAGGAGAAUAAAACCCGAAACGAACACGAAACGACAACGUCCGAUCCUGUUCCUCGAUAAAAAGCAAGAGUCUCCUUCGAUUCUCCGGCGGCAUUUGCUCAAACCUAAUUCCAAUCGUAGACUGGAGAAGCGAAGUGCGUGCGUGAAGAUGAUGAAGUCGAAGCUGAUCGUGUUGGCGCUUUGCGCGAUUGCGUCUCUGGCUCAGGCCGCCGCCGCCGCCACAACCACCGAAGUCACCUACUGCGAUAAGAAGACUGAAUAUGAUGUGAAGGUGCAAGGGGUUGAGAUUUCGCCUAAUCCGGUGGCGAGAGGCAGGACAGCUACUUUCAGCAUCUCUGCAUCAACGGGUUUAGCAAUCUCUGGAGGGAAACUGGUUAUUGAUGUUUCAUACUUUGGGUGGCACAUUCACAGCGAGACCCAUGACCUUUGCUCUGAGACAUCUUGCCCCGUAUCGACAGGGGAUUUUGUGGUUGCUCAUUCUCAGGUCCUGCCAGGAUACACUCCACCAGGUUCGUAUUCCCUGAAGAUGAAGAUGUAUGAUGGAGAUAAGCGGGAGCUCACAUGCAUUGGCUUUAAUUUCGACAUUGGAUUUGCCUCAUCUGUAGCAGAGAGUUAAGGAUCAUUGUGGACUAUGAAGUGUGCAUCUCAUCUGGGCUAGUCGGUCAAAGAUGAGUCCUUUGUAUUGUGUGAGUGGAUAAUUCUAUCUUCUAGUGAUGAUAUUGUGUAAGCAUUUACUUUGUCUGUGGUAAUACAAUACCCUCGUUUUACGGGUAUAGAGUGUUGGUAACAUGAUUGUAGAGGGUUUGAAACCCUGUCUAGAUUGCAA
This is a messenger RNA of Rhodamnia argentea, 832 nucleotides long. RefSeq names its product putative phosphatidylglycerol/phosphatidylinositol transfer protein DDB_G0282179. The transcript has 5 exons. Lineage: Eukaryota; Viridiplantae; Streptophyta; Magnoliopsida; Myrtales; Myrtaceae. The record is from RefSeq and is a predicted model, not a curated record. The coding region runs from base 155 to 622 and encodes 155 amino acids. Gene Ontology annotation, biological process: intracellular sterol transport. Gene Ontology annotation, molecular function: sterol binding.